Melitaea cinxia (Glanville fritillary) is the source of this 1324-nucleotide messenger RNA. RefSeq names its product synapse-associated protein of 47 kDa-like. The coding region runs from base 204 to 812 and encodes 202 amino acids. The record is from RefSeq and is a predicted model, not a curated record. The transcript has 5 exons. Lineage: Eukaryota; Metazoa; Arthropoda; Insecta; Lepidoptera; Nymphalidae.
ACAGCGCAAGCUGCGCAAGUUUUCAUGCGCAAUGAAAACUCCCUUGAAUUCACUGGUCGAUUGCGGUGUUCCAUUUAGUUUUUCAGCUGAUCACGCUUUCUACGGGCGCCUAGCAGUCGACGCGUGUGUCAUGUGCGAAACUGUCGCAGCGUAGUAAGACGAGUGCUUGUGUACUGUGUAGUUGCUAGCUUGUGCCAGUGAAAAUGUUUUCAGGACUUACUAACCAGGUCACAUCUUGGAUGGGGGCGGCUAAGGGUGAGCCUCAAGAUGAAGAAGUGCCCACUCCGACUAAAGAUGCGACCGGGGAGACCACGGCGGAGGGUGAAAAACAAAGUCCAACCAAAGGAGGCAGCAAACUAGAUCUCAUCACCAAUGUGAAGUCACAGAUGACAGGAUGGCUAGGAGCAGGCAUCCCCAUCCCGGGUCUUAAGAAAAAUGAGGCAGCUCCAACUGACACCACUGAGCCCGCCCCGGUUGAGCCAGCCGAAGUAGCUGAACCUAAGCCUGAGACAAAAGACGAUGAUGAUAACUCUAGUGCAACUGGAGGGGCGGACAGCGGGCCAGCGUCCGCCGGGGGCACUCCCACUGAGGAACAACCGGGCGGGGUCGGGAACGGUACUCAGAGUAAAAAGUUAUUCAAUGUAGACAACAUCGAAGUGCCAGAUAUGCAAGAGUUGACAACAAAAGCCGUGGCUGGCGCUAAAUCACUUGGUAACUUCCUAUAUUCGGCUGUCAACAAGGCUGGCGCUAAAGUGAGCGAGGCCAGCGCCAAAAUCAAGAAAACAGUUGAGGAAAAUGUGAGUAAUAGAUAAAUAGUUUAAACUUAUUGAAAAAGACACUAUUUUUAGAUAUUUGUUAUUAUUUCAAGGUACAUGAAAUUUUAUUUUGUCGUGUUACAAGUUUUUAUAAUCACGCAAAACGGUAGCUAUAAAAAAUGCUACAAAGAGCUUUUGUUAUACAUUUAAUUAUAAAGUGAAUUCGAAUAACUAACCACUAAAUUAUACAAUUACAUUAAAAACCAAUGCCAACAAUGAACUGAGGUACAUAACUACAAAAUUAGUUGAGAUUUUUGAACAUAUUAAUUAAGCAAUGUCACGCAACAAUUUGAAUUAUAUAUAACUUUGUAAUUUGACACGUUUAGUUUAGGUUAAAUUUUAUAAAUUAUGUCGGCUUAAACCGAAUAGUCCGAGAAAAUCAAUAUUACAAUCAAGAUAUACAGUGCGUUGUACAUACAUUAUUUAUCUCUUAGAAUUGAUACCUACGUGCAAAUUUUUUAGAUUGCUAUUUUGGCAAUAAAUAAGUAAGAUUAAAAGAAAUAAAUAAA